Messenger RNA from Petromyzon marinus (sea lamprey), 4683 nucleotides. It is a transcript of the gene PIWIL1, whose product is annotated as piwi like RNA-mediated gene silencing 1. Gene Ontology annotation, molecular function: protein binding; RNA binding. NCBI's taxonomy places the organism in Eukaryota, Metazoa, Chordata, Hyperoartia, Petromyzontiformes, Petromyzontidae. The record is from RefSeq and is a predicted model, not a curated record.
CUAGAGGCGUCUAAAUUCAAAAUGUUUCUACAUUUUGUUCGAUUCUUUUCAUCGAAUAUUCGACUCUGCAUCUCAGCAAGUUAAAAUCUGAAUCGCUUUGGCAAUGGAGCGAAACUUUACGCCUGUACAAUAUACUCCCUAGUUGUACAAUAAAGUAAUAAACCCAUACAAUUCAUAGACAUAAGUAGGUAAAACGCACACUGGAGUUCGGCUCAGCCCAACUAAUGAAAAUGUUUUCAUGUAGUCGUGGCCAUUCCACAUUUCUGUGACAGGGGUCUGGUCUUACGACCGGACUAUCUCUAUAUACCGUAAAAGUAUUAUUUUUAAAAAUAAAUAAAUAUAUAAACACUACGUACAUUCACACGAAAUUCUAAACACUGCCAAUAUACAUAACUGUCCGAAAAGUAAAAUGAACGGGAGCGUAGUUUUGGAGAGCGGGGGAUUAUAUCGCAUCGCGGCAGGAUACAUGAAUCGCGGGGCGAAUGUGGAGCUGCUAUAUAUAAGGCCGGCUGGGGGUGCUGAGGCUCACACGGCCCGGUGGGGUGUCCUCUUCAGAAAGUCGCGGGCGAAAACCUUGUGAGGCGAUAAAGAGAGGCGUCGCAAGAUGAUGCCUGGGAGGGGCCGCGCGCGUGCCCGCGGGCGCGGCCGUGGCGAGGAGGCCGCAGCACCGCCUGCGCACGCGCAAGGCGAUGCCGGAGCCUCGUCCGCCAUGGCUCAACCGCCACCGCUCGCUUCACAACUCGGAGUUGAAUCUGCGAGUGACCUUAUAGGCAGAGGUCGCCAGAAAGCCACCAUGCCCUCUUCCAGGAAGCCAGUCACAGAUGUAUCUUUAGUGUCAGCAGGCAUGGAGGGGCUGAUGGUAGUGGAUCGCGGGGGCCGCCGUCGUGGCCAGAUGCAGGCAAUGGAUGUCGGCUUGAUGACUCGCCAGACAAUGGAACAUGUCCGUCAGUCUAAGACUGGCUUGUCAGGUCAGCCGGUCAAACUACUGACCAACUACUUCAAGUUAAUGUCGCGGAAGAUGUGGAUGGUAUAUCAGUACCACGUGACAUUCAGCCCAGAGCUGGAAUCCAAACGUCUGAGGAUUGCGCUGUUACAUGAACAUAAUGAGCUGCUCGGUGAAACGCGAGCCUUUGAUGGCUGCAUUCUCUACUUGCCCAAGAAACUCGAGAAGGUGAGUGAGGUAUGGAGCAAAACAAGACAGGAACAGAAGAUAAAGAUCACCAUCACUUUGACCAACGAACUCCCACCAUCAUCACCGACUGCCAUUGUGCUGUUUAACAUCAUCUUUCGCAAGGUGCUGAAGAUGGUCAACAUGCAACAGAUUGGACGUAACUACUACAAUCCAGAUGAUGCAUUCACCAUUCCACAGCACAGGUUACAUGUCUGGCCCGGUUUUGUCACCUCCAUCAUGUGCUACGAGUCGGAUGUGAUGCUCUGUGCAGACGUCAGCCACAAGAUCCUCCGGAAUGAGUCCGUUCUGGACUUCAUGUAUACCUUGUUUGAGCAAAUUGAAGAGCGACAUUUUCACGAUGCCUGCCAAAAGGAGCUUGUUGGCCAAGUGAUACUCACAAGGUACAACAAUCGGACUUACAGAAUUGACGACAUCUCUUGGAAUAGAAAUCCAAGCAUGACCUUCCUGAAGUCGGAUGGCACAGAGGUAACCUACUAUGAAUACUACACAAAGCACUACAGCCUGGAAGUGAAGGACAUGCAACAGCCACUGCUGAUCAGCCGCUCAAAGCGCAAGGACUCGGUGGGGAAGACAGUGGAAAUAGAGCUGCACCUGUUGCCUGAGAUCAGCUACUUAACAGGUUUGAGCGACAAAAUGCGUUCAGAUUUUCAUCUCAUGAAGGACCUUGGCUUACAAACACAAGUUGGCCCAGACAAGAGGGCAAUGACCACGCAGAAAUUCAUUGAAAAACUCCAAUCGAAUCCCGAGACUUGUAAUGAGUUUGCAAAGUGGGGCCUGUCAUUCGAUCGGCAACUGCUGAGCUUGACUGGUCGCGUGGUGCCUUGUGAGAAGCUUUAUCAGAAAGAUCAAUCGUACCAGUAUAACCAGAGACAGGCAGACUGGUCGCGGGAGUCUCGUAACAUGAAGCUGAUGACACCCAUCUCGUUGGAAGAAUGGAUGUUGCUUUUCACGCACAACAACAGCAAUGAAGCUCGUGCCAUUGUAGAUAACCUGAUGCAGGUCGGCCCACCCAUGGGCAUGCACAUCAACAAGCCGGAAAUGUUUGAAGUUCUGGAUCGCGCACAGUCAUUUGUGCAAACCUUGCAGCAGAAUUUGAACCAUCACACCCAGAUGGUUAUGUGCGUACUGCCAACGAUCCACAAGGGAAAGUAUGAUUCGAUCAAGCAGUUCCUAUGUGUGGAACGACCGUUCCCCAGCCAAUGUGUUCUCGCUCGGACACUCAGCAAGCCACAAAUGAUAAGGAGCGUUGCGACAAAGAUUGCAUUGCAGAUGAACUGCAAGCUUGGUGGAGAGCUGUGGAGCGUUGAGAUACCUAUUAAGCAGUUGAUGGUGGUUGGAGUGGACUCGUACCACGAUUCUAUUACACGUGGGCAGUCCGUCUGUGGCUUCGUAGCAAGUCUCAACCAAACUCUUACCAGAUGGUACUCGCGUUGCAUUUUCCAGCAUGCUGCUCAGGAAAUGAUUGAUGGACUCAAAGUUUGCAUGCAAUCGGCAGUGAAAAGGUGGCAGCAGAUCAAUCGCACUCUACCAAUGCGCAUUGUGGUAUACCGUGACGGUGUGGGGGACGGACAGCUGAGUAUGGUAGUCAACCAUGAGGUUCCACAGCUACUCGACUGCCUAAAGAGCCUGGGCACUGACUACACACCCAAAGUCACUGUGGUGGUGGUGAAAAAGAGAGGCAUUGCUCGUUUCUUUGAGUUUGGAAGGAGCGGACUGCAAAAUCCAUCGCCUGGCACGGUCAUUGACACUGAGGCUACGCGUCAUGAAUGGUAUGACUUCUACCUCGUGAGCCAGUCAGUGCGCCAGGGAACUGUGACACCCACGCACUACAAUGUGGUGUACGACACCAGCAACAUGAAGCCUGACCACAUGCAGCGGCUUGCCUACAAGAUGUGUCACCUUUACUACAACUGGCCGGGUGUCAUCCGCGUGCCAGCACCCUGCCAUUAUGCCCACAAACUGGCCUUUCUUGUUGGGCAAAGCAUUCACAAGGAGCCCAGCCUUGACCUUUCCGAUCGACUGUAUUACCUUUAAGACAUCGUAUCGGGUUCAUGGCUAUGCGUGGUAGUUGGAUGACAAUUUCCGACACGUGUCAGAGGUCCUUUAGAGAAGAAAACAAAAUUAAGUAAUGCUUCCUCAGCUUGAAAGAUCUUUUAAUUUCCAAAGUUGAAUGGUCAAAGCUUCAUUCUGAUUCGAAACGAUACAUCGGCAUGUGAAAUUAUAUAGCAAAAUAUUCACAUAGAAGUAUAAAUAGUUAUAUAACCAGAGUGAUAUCUUAUGAGUGACAUUUUGAAAGGUCAUCCUUUAUGGAAUUUAAAUGUUUUGUUCAAUUUGAAGUUGUUUGUACAAGAGGCAUGCUAAAGAUCUCAAGGCAUUUCGCAAGAGUAUUGACCAUUGUGUGCUGGCGUAUAUAGAUAGGGACUCUACUUACAAACGACUUCGGAUCUUGAGUUCUGUUCCCAGGUCCAACUUUUUACACCUGUCGAUUCUAAACAUGCACGGCAUGUACACUUCACACGGGGAAUUACUUUAAAAGUUGUAUAUCCUGUAGAUGCCAUUGGUUCUUCAUGUUGUGCAAAUAUAGAUGCCACUACUGCCAUCUAUUGUGCGGCGGUUGAACUUAUGACUCGAAAUCCGAAGAGGCAACUUGGACAUAUGAAUCUUAUAGCGGGACCCCGGGGUCCCAUAAGCCCCUGGCUCUCGAAUAAAAUGCGUUACGACGUCAUUUUAUGUCUUCCUCUACACGAUGUGCUAAUCAAAGUUUUUGGUUUCUUUUGGGCAUUCGUCCUCGCUGCGCUUGCACAACAUGACAACAGAAUUAUCCGCACCAGGUGGAUCGCGGCGUCGAAUUGUUUGUAACUCGAGUCCCCCUGUACUGGGCGUCUGAAAAAGAGCAUCGCUCAUCGGAUUCCUCCAAUUUAAAUAUUCUGAUGGUCCGAGUUUGAAAGAUUCCAAAGCAAUUCAAAUAUAUCUAUGGGUCUCUUUUUUUACUGGUAUCAAAAUGAUGGAAAAGGAAUGGGCUUUAUGCUUUCUAGCAGUAAUACACGUGUGCAAGAUGUUUAAAUGCCGAUUGCAAGCAUCAAGUCUGCAUUCACCACAUUGCUCUAUGAUGUGCACACCAACAUGCUUGAUAAAGUUUUGUCUUUGAAACUGAUUGGCCUGCACCAGAGACGACUGUCUCCCCCACCGAAAAGGGUUAACCUAAUUUGUUCAUUUUGAUACGGGGGCUGGGGGGGGGGUUCCGUAAAUAUAAGUGCUUAACCUGAGCUGUCGAUUUGAAGUUUGCAUUGUCCACCUUUUUGCGUUUUCCAGUGAAGAGUUGAACUUGUGUAUGCCUUGCUUUAUUACAUGGUCUUUCCCUUUGUGUCUACUAGUAUGAGUUAAGUUACUUCUCAGUAUUCUGAAAAUAACGUCAACGUUUCUAAAAAAAGUAUUUAGAAGUUUAAAUGCAGUAACCAGUAUGUUCUGUUAAUAAAGCAAUGUUGAAGCUG